Messenger RNA from Nycticebus coucang (slow loris), 4813 nucleotides. It is a transcript of the gene TBC1D12, whose product is annotated as TBC1 domain family member 12. The transcript is spliced from 13 exons. The record is from RefSeq and is a predicted model, not a curated record. Lineage: Eukaryota; Metazoa; Chordata; Mammalia; Primates; Lorisidae. The coding region runs from base 526 to 2826 and encodes 766 amino acids.
AUGAAAUAGAGAAGGGAGGGUGUUGACCAUCUUUAAUGAAGCCAUGUAGCCCGGAACUGUGGCGAUAGAGAAGGAUGUAAAAAUCAGAAAGCUGACUGGUGACCUAGAAUGACUUACUCACGCUAACAUCCAGUACUGUAUCUGACUUCCAUAAAUGAAGUACAUCCAGUGAAUUUUUGCUAAAGGAGCAAUGCCCGCGCUUCUGUAGGAAUCCACACGCUCGCAGCGGCCCAACCAACCCCCACCGCCCAGCUGGCUGAUCCCAGAUUGCCUGCGUCUCUCUAGCUUCCGUCUCUAUGGUUGGGGAAUCUCCAGGUCGCAGCUCCGCAGGUCCGACUUUUGCGCGUGCGUGAGCCCAGGCUCGUGCCCGCCCGCCCUCAACUGCCCGGCCCCGGGUGGGAGGGGUGGGUCUGGGAACAUUGCUGCGGCUGUCGCCGCGUCCCCAGCGCCCUGAGCUGUUCUGCGGCCAAACCUGCGCCGAGGAGUCCUUCACUGUCUCCUUGGGCGGCGGUCAUCCGCCCCCAGAUGGUUGGUCCGGAAGAUGCUGGAGGCUCCUCGGGAAGAAACGCCAAGUUGCUCCCGGUCCCGGCGCCGGAGCCUGGGGGCCAGGACGGGAAGAUGAUCCGGGCCACGGGCGGCUUUGGCGGAGGCGUCGGCGCUGUGGAGCUGGCGGAGGAAACUGAGGAGGAAGAGGAGGAGGAGACGCCGCCUCGGCAGGUCCUCCAGCAUUACCUCGCGGCGGCUGGGGAACAGCUGGAACUGGGGCUCUGCUACUGUUCGCUGUCCGCUGGUCAGGCCCGCGCACCGCCGCCCUCGUCAGCCCUGCGCUCAGACGCCUGCCUGCUGGGCUCGGGCUCCAAGCACCGCGGCAGAGAGGCAGCAGAUGCCCGCACGCCGCGGCACCGAGGCAUGACAAACGGGGACUCGGGCUUUCUGCCGGGCCGGGACUGUCAGGACCUGGAAGAGGCUCGCGGACUGGCCCGCGAGUCGCGCCGCCGCCGCCCCUGCGGCCGUCUCCGCCUGGAGGGGCCUGGCGACGAGGAUGCGGAUGGAGCGGAAAGCCGGUCUGACUGGGCCGCGCCGCUGGAGGACCCGCUGCGGAGCUGCUGCUUGGUGGCGGCGGACGCCGAGGAGCCCGAGGGCGCGGGCAGCGGUUCGGGGAGCAGUCUGGCCAGCGGCUGCAGCAGUAGCGAAGACUUAGAGCAGCCGGGAGCCGGCGCGGGGGCUUCCGAGGAGAGCGCGGCCCGGGUCACCUCGGCCCAGAGGACUAGGGGGGACGCGGAGCCGCGCCUCGGCUUUUCUGACGUUCACUUGAACUCUCGGAACACGUAUGAGGUGAGCCGCCGCCAGAGCUCCGGCGACCACCUUCCGCUAGUGGGGCCGCAGGUGUCCUCGCCAGCGACGGAGCAGGGCCCGGCGGGGACCUCGGCCCGGGCUCGACGGAGCGGCGGCUUCGCUGACUUCUUCGCCAGAAAUCUUUUUCCAAAAAGGACAAAGGAACUCAAAUCAGUUGUCCAUAGUGCUCCUGGUUGGAAAUUAUUUGGCAAAGUUCCUCCCAGAGAGAAUCUUCAGAAAACUUCCAAAAUCAUUCAACAGGAAUAUGAAGCCCGGACAGGGAGGACCUCUAAACCACCACCUCAGUCUUUAAGACGUAAGAAUUUUGAAUUUGAGCCACUUUCUACUACUGCCCUGAUUCUUGAGGAUCGACCAUCAAAUCUUCCUGCCAAAUCUAUGGAAGAAGCUUUACGUCACCGACAAGAAUAUGAUGAAAUGGUGGCCGAGGCUAAAAAACGAGAAAUUAAAGAAGCACAUAAAAGAAAAAGAAUAAUGAAAGAACGAUUUAAACAAGAAGAAAAUAUUGCAAGUGCAAUGGUAAUUUGGAUCAAUGAAAUUUUACCCAACUGGGAAGUAAUGCAUAGUACAAGAAGAGUUCGAGAAUUGUGGUGGCAGGGAUUGCCCCCUAGUGUUCGUGGGAAAGUUUGGAGUCUAGCUGUAGGAAAUGAACUAAAUAUCACUCCUGAACUUUAUGAAAUCUUCCUUUCAAGAGCAAAAGAACGGUGGAAAAGCUUCAGUGAAACAAGUUCAGAGAAUGAUACAGAAGGUGUAUCUAUUGCUGAUCGAGAGGCCAGUCUGGAGUUAAUUAAGUUGGACAUAUCCCGUACAUUUCCAUCUCUCUACAUCUUUCAGAAGGGUGGUCCAUAUCACGAUGUCUUACAUAGUAUCUUAGGGGCAUAUACAUGUUACAGACCUGAUGUUGGUUAUGUCCAAGGGAUGUCCUUCAUUGCAGCAGUCCUCAUUCUCAAUUUGGAAGAGGCAGAUGCCUUCAUUGCAUUUGCAAAUCUCCUGAAUAAGCCAUGCCAGUUGGCCUUUUUUCGUGUGGAUCAUAGUAUGAUGUUGAAAUAUUUUGCAGCUUUUGAAGUAUUCUUUGAAGAAAAUCUCUCCAAACUAUUUCUUCAUUUCAAGUCUUACAGUCUUACACCAGAUAUAUACUUGAUUGAUUGGAUCUUCACACUAUAUAGCAAAUCACUACCACUUGAUCUGGCCUGUCGAGUCUGGGAUGUAUUUUGCAGAGAUGGGGAAGAAUUUUUAUUUAGGACUGGAUUAGGAAUCCUUCGAUUAUAUGAAGAUAUUCUCCUACAGAUGGACUUCAUUCAUAUAGCACAGUUUCUAACUAAAUUACCAGAAGAUAUCACAUCAGAAAAGCUAUUCAGCUGUAUUGCAGCCAUUCAGAUGCAGAAUAGCACCAAAAAAUGGACUCAGGUCUUUGCAUCAGUAAUGAAGGAUAUUAAAGAAGGAGACAAGAACAGUCCUGCUCUAAAAAGCUAAUCUUCAAAACUGACUGAAAUAUAAAAAAAGUUUUUGAGAAAGAAGUUUUUUGUUUCCUUUGUAAAAGGCAUGGAAGAAAAUGUUGGAGAAAUCUUAGAAGUGAGAACAUACACUCCUAUCUUGUAACCUACAAAUUUGUACCCUCAUAUUAAUUUGAAAUAAAUAAUAAAUAAAUAAAAAUAACAAGAAUUAUUUUAAAAUAAAAAUCAAAAAUAAAAUGUUGGAGAAAUCAAGAGGUGGAAACUGCCAAUUUAAAAUUCCAUGGCUGGGCGGUGCCUGUGGCUCAAAGGAGUAGGGCACCGGCCCCAUAUGCCAGAGGUGGCGGGUUCAAACCCAGCCCCGGCAAAAAACUGCAAAAAAAAAAAAAAUUCCAUGGCUGAAGUAAAUGAAAAUAACUUAUUGACAGUAUUAAUAAAAAAGUAUUUUAUAAGGAGAGCCAUUUUUCAAAGGAAAAAACUUAAAUGGCUUAUUGAUACUCCAUAAUUUGGAGUGAACAGUUUAAUGCAAUAAAUUUUUUAAAUAGUUUUAGAGAUACUUCAGAUUUUUACAUCUUUUCUUUUGUAACAAUUACCACAAGACAUUUUGGAGGUUACAGUAGGAUUGUUAAAUACUUUGACUUCCAAAAUACUUUAUUACAGAUAUUAUAUUAUCUCCAGUUCCGACCUUUUGAAGACAUUGUAAACCAACAAUAAGCAACUGUGGUUGUAAAUUAUUUAAGUCACUGGGAUGCUUGUCUUCAUUCAUAGGUUGGGGCAAAUUUGGGUUGUCUGAGAACUAGAAAUAUUGGUGGAAGAUUGUGUGUUUGUUUAGGUAUUUUUCCACAAUACUAUGUCUAUUUGUUUUUGAAGGGAAUUUUUUCUCUUCCUUAAGGAAUUCCUAUCAUUCAAAAGAGUUUUAGCUUUUCUGGUUCUAUUCUAACAAAUUGUUCAUCUAGUAAUUUAACAUUAAGAGCACUAAAUCACUUGUAAAAGGAAAGUUCUUUGCACUUUAGUGGAAUGAAGACUUGAUUUUGGGAGUACAUCCAAAAAUAUAAAUGAGGUUCUUUCACUGGUAAGAGCGAAAGAACUCCUGAGAGUUCUUAAAUAGCAUGCCAUUUGGGGAAGCUUUAAAUUUUUUAGUUAAAAUUCCUCCAUCUCUAGAAACAAUAUUUGUUGACUCCAGUUUGAAAUUUGAAAUCUUAAUAUAUAGCUAAGUCUGUGACUUGUAAAACACUAUGCAUAAUUUUUUCUAAUCAAUGGAAAUAAGAGUAAAAGAAAAAGGUAAAGUUAACUUUUUUUCUGAAUCUAACUGAUAGCAUUGUGGAUAAAGAAAUUAUUAAUCACAGGGAAAUUGGCAUUAAAGUUAUUAUAAUAUGUUUACUUUUUGAACUUAAAUCACUUGAGUAUUAUGAGAGAUACCUGUAUAACAUGCCAUUUUGUUAAUAAUAGAUUUAAAGUGUGUUUUAAUGUUGCAGUUUGAUUUGAAACAACAUUUAAGAACACUAUUUCUGCUAAUGAUAUACCGUCUUCAAACUAAUAAGGCCAAGAUCCUUGUUAGUGUAGUGACUUGUUAGGAGUGUGGGACCAGAGGUUCCCAUAUAUUUUUACCACAUGGAUCAUUCUAGCCUAAGGACUACUAGUGGAACCCUCAAAAGGUUAACUCCUACUUAGGGGUUUGGUUAGUGGAAACUAGUGGUAUAAUAAAAUAUUGAGAGAGUGUCCACUGUCUUAAGAAGUUUUAGAAUGACCUUUUAACUCUGGUAACUCCUUCUUUGGUGUUGGUGUUCCUGAUAGAGGGAAUGUAACCUCUGGUGGUAAUUUCAUUGAGGUUAUUACUACCUGCCUAAAUUUAACCUUUUAUGUAUUUGUUUCCUGAGUUAGUGUAUUUUUUUCUCAUUUUUUUAUUGUACAGUUUCUUUACUUUUCAAGUAUAAAUGUAUAUAUAAAAUGUAAAUAUAGGAAAUUCACUAAAAACCACUUGUAAUGAUUACUAUGUAAAUAAAAUGUAA